CACAGUUUAAGCCCAUCAGAGUUCUCUCAUAGAGUGCGCUACGUUGCUUUUUCCUCCUCCAAAACAUGAAGCAAAAAAUUAUUAUCCGAGUGCAAAUGACCUGUGAAAAAUGCAGAAUCAAGGCCAUGAAGAUUGCUAGCAACACUAAUGGUGUGAUCUCAGUGGCAGUAGAAGGGUCUGAUAAAGAUCAAUUGGUGGUGAUUGGCGAAGGUGUGGACUCCGCUAACUUGACCAGCUCGUUGAGGAAGAAGCUUUCCAAAGGUGCCGCCAUUUUGAGCGUUGAAGAAGUGAAGGAGAAAGAAAAGCCGGCGGAAGAGAAGGAAAAGCCAAAGGAGGAUAAGAAUCCAAAUAAUCCUGAAGAACAUGCGCUAGUGUUCCAUCAAUAUCCACCAGUUCCCAUGUUCUGUGAAGUAGUCUAUGAUCCUGAUCCAAGUUUCUGCUCCAUCAUGUGAUCUAUGAGCUGAGAAUUUUACUCUCUCUCUCUCUUUUUUUUUUUUU
Messenger RNA from Quercus robur (English oak), 498 nucleotides. Its product is annotated as heavy metal-associated isoprenylated plant protein 47-like. Gene Ontology annotation, molecular function: metal ion binding. NCBI's taxonomy places the organism in Eukaryota, Viridiplantae, Streptophyta, Magnoliopsida, Fagales, Fagaceae. The coding region runs from base 66 to 452 and encodes 128 amino acids. The transcript has 3 exons. The record is from RefSeq and is a predicted model, not a curated record.